This is a messenger RNA of Dioszegia hungarica, 501 nucleotides long. RefSeq lists its product as uncharacterized. The coding region runs from base 1 to 501 and encodes 166 amino acids. The record is from RefSeq and is a predicted model, not a curated record. The transcript has 5 exons. Gene Ontology annotation, cellular component: membrane. NCBI's taxonomy places the organism in Eukaryota, Fungi, Basidiomycota, Tremellomycetes, Tremellales, Bulleribasidiaceae.
AUGGUCGACGCAGCUGUCCACGUUAAGCGAGGCCACCCGGCGCUCUUCGGUACACUCCUCGUCUUCGGUAUCAUCGAGGGUGCUACUACAUCAUGGCUUACUAUGCAGUACAACAACAACGGCUCAUACCCCAACUCGUCUAUCCGUGACCGUGUCCGCUUCCUCGUCUUCGUCUCAUGGUGGACGGUCGUUUUCGCCGCUGCAUACCUCGCCGUCUUCCUCCUUGCUGCCGACAACUUCUUGGCUAGCAUUGCAUCCCACGGUAUCUGGAUCUUCUUGACCUGGAUCUUCUGGCUUGCCGGUGCCGCUGCCCUCACCGCGUCCCUCGGCGGUGGUCUUUCGUGCGGCCUCACCAACCUCGCCUACUGCGGUCAGCUCAACGCUGCCAUUGCCUUCGCCUGGAUUGAGUGGAUCAUCAUCACCAUCCUUUUGAUCGUUAUCGUCCUCCUCGGUACCUCCGCCCUCAGGCGCGGUGACCGUCUCAGCGCCGGCCUCGUCUAA